UCAACCACCUUAUAAAUACUGCCCCUCCUCGCUGCGGUCUCAAGGGUCCUCACGAGUACCUUGAUCGCUAUUGCUAUUGCUAAUUAUUCAACCCAAUCACAUCCACAUCCAAACAUGCCGUUGACCGGUCACUGUCUGUGCAAGGCCGUCACCUACACCAUCGAGGUGGAGGAGCCCGCCCUGGUUGGCUACGACCACUGCGACGAUUGCCAGCGCCAGAGCGGUUCGACCUAUUCCCUGGUCGCUGUGGUCCCCAAGGACAAGCUCACCAUCAAUGGCCCCACCAAGAGCUGGGCGGGCAAAGGUUCUUCGGGCAAAGCCGUGCAUCGCAUCUUCUGCUCGGAAUGUGGCUCGCCCAUCGCCCAUGACCCGGAUGCGGCCCCGGAGAUCAUCGCCAUCAAGGCGGGGACCUUGGACACGGACAUCAAGAAGAAGCUGAAGCCGGACACGGAGAUCUGGACGGUCAGCAAGUUGCCCUUCUGUCAGGAACAUUUGGCCAAGCCAUUCCAGCAUAUGCCGGAGUAAUUGAGGGGGGAUUUGAUGGGAUGGAGGAUGGGAAAAUGAAUACCAUGGCUACUUAAUGUAUGAAUGAAUUUUUCCUGCCAAUAUG
Molecule: messenger RNA, 610 nt
Organism: Aspergillus saccharolyticus JOP 1030-1
Lineage: Eukaryota; Fungi; Ascomycota; Eurotiomycetes; Eurotiales; Aspergillaceae
Product: GFA family protein
Exons: 3
Coding region: 115-525 (136 amino acids)
Molecular function (GO): carbon-sulfur lyase activity
Source: RefSeq, a predicted model, not a curated record